Molecule: messenger RNA, 1432 nt
Organism: Carassius carassius (crucian carp)
Lineage: Eukaryota; Metazoa; Chordata; Actinopteri; Cypriniformes; Cyprinidae
Gene: coro2ab
Product: coronin 2Ab
Exons: 10
Coding region: 11-1432 (473 amino acids)
Biological process (GO): actin filament organization
Molecular function (GO): actin filament binding
Source: RefSeq, a predicted model, not a curated record
GUGUGUUCAGAUGUCCCAGUGUCACUCCCGUGUGACGUUUCAUCAUGUGAUCGGGAAGGCGGCGGUGAAGGGGCGGUGCUACCACGGCCUGUCAAUCACACGCAGCGUCCAGGACAACCAAUUCUGUGCUGUCAAUCCACGCUUCAUCGCCGUGGUGACCGAGUGUACAGGAGGCGGAGCCUUCAUUGUUAUUUCCAUCCAUCAAACGGGCCGUGUGAGUCCUCUGCAGGCUCGGGUCUGCGGUCACAGUGCUCCUGUGCUGGAUGUCAAGUGGGACCCAUUUAACGACCUGCGCCUCGCGUCCUGUUCGGAGGACUGUACGGUGAAGGUGUGGGACAUUCCUCCGAAUGGACUGAAGGAUGAUCUGAUGGAGCCCAGUAGAGAUCUGACCGCCCACAGCCGCAGAGUGUCAAUCAUCGAGUGGCAUCCAACCGCCAAAGACCUCCUGCUAAGCUCCGCCUACGACUGCAGAGUGCUGGUGUGGCGUUUGGACUCAGCUGAGGUGCCGGUGUGUGUGAUAAACACACACUCUGAGCUGGUGCUGUGUUUGAGUUUUAAUGCGGAUGGAAGUUUGUUGGCCACGGCCUGCAAAGACAAGAAGAUCCAAAUCAUCGAGCCACGGACUGGGCGGCUCCUGCAGGAGUUUCGCUGUCACUCUCAUAAAGUGUCCAGGAUCCUGUUCCUGUGGGAUCUGAAGAUGUUGGUGUCCACAGGAAGCUCCUGCUGGAACCAGAGACAGUUUGUCCUGUGGGACCUGGAGGAUCUGUCUGAGCCGUUACUGGAGGAGGAUCUGGAUGGAGGUUCUGGAGUGAUUUUCCCCUAUUAUGACGCUGACACACACAUGCUGUAUCUGGCUGGGAAGGGCGACGGCAACAUCCGCUAUUACACGGUCAGUGCGGUGAAGCCCUACGUUCACUUCCUGUCUGAAUACCGCUCCGCGUCCCCUCAGAGAGGCUUGGGUGUGAUGCCCAAGCGUGGCCUGAACACCAGCGCCUGUGAGAUCUUCAGAUUCUACCGGCUGGUGGCCGUCAGAAACCUGCUGGAGCCGCUGAGCUUCUGUGUGCCACGCAAGCAGUCUGAGGGUUUUCAUGAGGAUAUUUACCCCCUGACCGCGGCCAAUGAGCCGGCCAUGACCCCAGAUGACUGGCUGAUGGGACAGAAUAAAGGUCCGCUGCUGAUGUCUCUGAGACCUGCAGCCAAAGCACUGGACACCUGUCCGACUGAACCAGAGACACCAGCCAAUCAGCACGCAGAACCGCCUCCUGACCUCAUCGCUGACCUGCGGGACUGGACGGAGGACGACACACAGAGCCACGGCUGGAUCUCGUCAGGCUUCAGUCAGGAGACGGAGGUCUCUCAGGGGUCAGAGGUCGUGACACGGAAGCAGCUGGAGCUGAUGAACACACACAUCCACAGGAGAGCGUCCUUCUGA